This is a messenger RNA of Kogia breviceps (pygmy sperm whale), 3210 nucleotides long. It is a transcript of the gene FBXL20, whose product is annotated as F-box and leucine rich repeat protein 20. Gene Ontology annotation, cellular component: cytoplasm; SCF ubiquitin ligase complex. Gene Ontology annotation, biological process: SCF-dependent proteasomal ubiquitin-dependent protein catabolic process. Gene Ontology annotation, molecular function: protein binding. NCBI's taxonomy places the organism in Eukaryota, Metazoa, Chordata, Mammalia, Artiodactyla, Physeteridae. The record is from RefSeq and is a predicted model, not a curated record.
CUAAAGGAAUGGUCGCCCAGUUCCUGCACUGCACCCCCUGACCCCAAGGCACGAGGUGGAGGUGCGGCCUUGCCGCAUGUCCCCGGAGCAGAGGGCAGCACAAUUGUCCCCCUGUACUCCUGAUCCAUGCACAAGAAGAUCCACGCUCCGCAGCGGCCCCCCAAGCCUCCCUGCAACACCCGGUAAUGCAAUCCACGGGGGCGGGGGAGGCGGCGGCAACGGCGGCGGCGGCGGCGGCAGCAGCAGCACUGCCCCAAUCUAGAGACAACCAGAGACGAGGAAAAUGGCUCCGAGCAGGGACCGCCUGCUGCACUUUGGGUUCAAGGCGACAAUGUUCUCAAACAGUGAUGAAGCUGUAAUUAAUAAAAAACUUCCCAAAGAACUCCUAUUACGGAUAUUUUCUUUUCUGGAUGUUGUUACCUUGUGUCGCUGUGCUCAGGUCUCCAGGGCCUGGAAUGUUCUGGCUCUGGAUGGCAGUAACUGGCAGCGAAUUGACCUGUUUGAUUUCCAGAGGGAUAUCGAGGGCCGGGUAGUGGAGAAUAUUUCAAAAAGGUGUGGGGGCUUUUUACGAAAGUUAAGUCUUCGUGGGUGUCUCGGAGUAGGAGACAAUGCAUUAAGGACCUUUGCACAAAACUGUAGGAACAUUGAAGUACUGAAUCUCAAUGGGUGUACAAAGACUACAGAUGCUACAUGUACUAGCCUUAGCAAGUUCUGUUCCAAACUCAGGCACCUUGACUUGGCUUCCUGUACAUCAAUAACAAACAUGUCUCUAAAAGCUCUGAGUGAGGGAUGUCCACUGUUGGAGCAAUUAAACAUUUCCUGGUGUGACCAAGUAACCAAGGAUGGUAUCCAAGCACUAGUGAGAGGCUGUGGAGGUCUUAAAGCCUUAUUCUUAAAAGGCUGCACACAGCUAGAAGAUGAAGCUCUCAAGUACAUAGGUGCACACUGUCCUGAACUGGUGACUUUGAACCUGCAGACUUGCUUACAAGUCACAGAUGAAGGUCUCAUUACUAUAUGCAGAGGGUGCCAUAAGUUACAGUCCCUCUGUGCCUCUGGCUGCUCCAACAUCACAGAUGCCAUCCUGAACGCUUUAGGUCAGAACUGCCCACGACUUAGAAUAUUAGAAGUGGCAAGGUGUUCUCAACUAACAGAUGUAGGCUUUACCACUCUGGCCAGGAAUUGCCAUGAGCUUGAAAAGAUGGACCUGGAAGAGUGUGUUCAGAUAACAGAUAGCACAUUAAUCCAACUUUCUAUACACUGUCCUCGACUUCAAGUAUUGAGUCUGUCUCACUGUGAGCUGAUCACAGACGAUGGAAUUCGUCACUUGGGGAACGGGGCCUGCGCCCAUGACCAGCUGGAGGUGAUUGAACUGGACAACUGCCCCCUAAUUACAGAUGCAUCCCUGGAGCACUUGAAGAGCUGUCACAGCCUUGAGCGGAUAGAACUCUAUGACUGCCAGCAAAUCACACGGGCUGGAAUCAAGAGACUCAGGACCCAUUUACCCAAUAUUAAAGUCCACGCCUACUUCGCACCUGUCACUCCACCCCCAUCAGUAGGGGGCAGCAGACAGCGCUUCUGCAGAUGCUGCAUCAUCCUAUGACAAUGGAGGUGGUCAACCUUGGUGAACUGAGUAUUUAAUGACACUUCUAGAGUUACCAUGGAUCUCCAUUGGAAGCGACCCCAGUGUUCCGGGCAAAGGUUACAAAGUGAGGGCAGUGUCCAGAUCCCCAGAGCCACACAUACAUACGCGUACCCACUCUCACCCCCACCCACUCUGUCUCUGUGACCAGGGGAUUGGGUUUGUGCUGGCUUUAUCAUGUGGAUUGGUAAAACUUAACCAUUCCUGUUGGAUGUGCCCAGAAGAAAAUCAGAAGCAAGGUAGACGGAAGGGGGCAUUCCAGCAGACCCAGUGUUACUGCUACUGUGGUUUCUUUAUUUUGUUAAGGGGUUUCUUUGGCAAUUUUGGAACAGCAGCUGCAGUCCUCCAGGGUCAAGGAAAGCAUAGAAAAACAAUACAUGUUGUAUCCAGGGACCAGAGAGAAGAUUUCUUUGCAUCCUAUAAAUGGUAGCCAUCCAUUGCAAGAUGACUACAGAGCUUCUGUGCUUCCUUGUUCCCAUGCCAACAUGCUGAGCAUGCUCACAAAGAAGGCUUGUCCAUUCCUCCUCCUGUGUUUUAGCAUUUGGCCCAGAGGUUUCCUAAAUGGUUGCAUUGAAAUCGCUGUGGUCCAAAAGUGCUGACUUACUCACUCAAAUUGUCACUUUCUGUAGCACACUGUGAACCUGUCUUUCAUCCUCUGUCGCUCCCUCCUGCACUCUUGCUCAGUCUGUCAUCUGUGCAUAGUCCGCUUACUCACACUCAAUUGUUACUCCUUUGCUGUUGUUAUGUUUACAGUUUGCAUUUUGGAGGAUUAGUUGGGGUUUCCAAACAUUUUUAAAAGAGACAUUAUCAAUAAAUAUUUUUUUAAUUCUAAAUUUUACCAUUAGGGGACCCUGCCUGCAUCUUUGCCAGUCUGAAGGGAAACUAUAACAGAAGCAAGAAAAAUUAUGAGAAGAAAUUGAGCUAAGACUAUUUUGAUGAAAACAAACUUUGCCUUUUCGUUUCUGUUAUAUCUUGUGAUAAAUGAUAAUAUGCAUGAUACGCCCAGUAUUCCCCCUGCACAUGUUUCCUCCCAUCUGACUUAAUAAAGAGGGAGAGAAAUGCAUUAUUAGGAAAGGGUGGAAUGGCAAAUCCCAAAACUGAACCUGCAAGCUGCCGCCACCCAAGCUCAGAUGUGAGCUGUGUAUUCACCGAAAUCUAGGUGCGAUGAGUGGCGUCUAAGAUCUGUGUCUCUGAGGUUUGUUCUGCUUUAGCAGGAAUGCUGCUAGAGGAGUUGUGCCGUUGAGCCGGGUAGUUUCUCUUUUUUCCCCCCAUCUCAACCUAUCAGGGGUUCAAGAAUGACCCUAUCACAGCUGGUCAACUGUAUGUCAGUGUUGAUGGUAUCACAUCUAAUGUUGGAGCCUCAAAGGACCAGAACCUGUCAGCCAUAUCUCUCUUGUGCUCCAAAGUUUCCGUGAAUGAAAUACUACAGGAGCCAGGUGAAGGCAUUGGGGCAGCAGAAAGAGAACAUUGAGAGGAAGUAGGGGGUUCAGUGUCUCUUCCUAGCCUGGUCACCAGAGCUGAGGGCAGGGAGUUUAGUGCCCAUGACUCAGAGUCAAAGAAGAAGCUCCCCC